This is a messenger RNA of Geosmithia morbida, 1449 nucleotides long. RefSeq names its product methanethiol oxidase. The record is from RefSeq and is a predicted model, not a curated record. Bases 1 to 1449 code for a protein of 482 amino acids. The transcript is spliced from 7 exons. NCBI's taxonomy places the organism in Eukaryota, Fungi, Ascomycota, Sordariomycetes, Hypocreales, Bionectriaceae. Gene Ontology annotation, molecular function: protein binding.
AUGCACUCCUUCACUCUCGGCGUGGCUCUUCUGAGCGCCCUCGCCUCUAAUGCUGUUGCUGCCCCAUCUCAGCACGCCGACGUCUCCGGCAGCAAGGACAAGAGGCAGAUCAGCCUUCCUCCUCUGAUCCCCUCUAUCCCGGGCGUCACCGAGCUCCUCAAUGAUGUGGCGCCUCCCCUGCCCGUCCUUCAGGUCCCCACGCCCGCCCUGGACAGUGAGAGUUUCCCUGUGGAGAACAUCAAGCCCAAGAAGAUUGGCUAUAUCUGGACCGGCGCCGGUGACAACAAGCACAAGGACUUCCUCCUGACCCUCAGCCUCGACGAUGACACCUUUGGCAGCAUCAUACACAUCACCGAUGUGCCUACCAGCGGCAACUCGCCGCACCACCUGAGCCCUUCCCUGGAUGGAAAGGUGCUCAUCGGCGGCGGUCUCCUGUCUCUCCUAAAGACCCAGGACACGGCCUUUUACUUUGACACGAGCGACCCGUACGCUCCCAAGUUCUCCCACAGCAACCGGGCCACUCUCAGCUCCAUCCCUGAUGAGAUCCGUGCCAAGCCCGAGGGUGGCUUCCUCAUCACCUACAUGGGAAGUGCCGUCGGCACCGCCCCUGGCCGUGUCGUCGAGACUGACGCCGAGGGCAACAUCAUCCACCAGUGGCCCGAGGAUGUCGACGGACUUCUCAACAUCCUCGGCGAGCAGUUCAGCCCUCACGGCCUCAGCGUAGACUGGGAAAACAACAUCUUCCUCACGUCCGACUACGUCGUACCCCUGAGCAUCCUCAAGCCCAGUUUGGGAAUUGUUCGUGCCAGCACCCUCCGUCUCUGGCAGCUUGACACCCGUACCAUCAUCUCCACCAUCACCAUCCCCAACGGUGACGGUAUCCAAGACGUCAAGUUCAUCCCGGGCAACAAGGAAUCCGCCGCUCUCGCCACUGCUGUUGGUCCCGGUGAGGUCUGGAUCAUCUACCCCUUCCGCAAGAACGCCGACGGCACUCAGGGUGUCGCCGAGAAGCUCUUUUACCUAGGCAAGGAUGCUGAGAAGUCCACGGCUAUCUACUCCGACAUCUCGGCUGAUGGAAAAUGGGCCUACUUCACCAUCACUGUUGGCAACCACGUUGCUGCUCUCGACAUCUCGGACCUCAACAACGUCAAGCGUCUCGAUGACCCCGAGGAGACCCAGCCCAUCGUUGGUCCUCACUAUGUCAAGCUCUCCCCCGACAAGAAGAACCUCCUUGUCACUGGCUACUUUGUGCAGGGUGGCGAUAUCUCUAUCCUCAACACUGCCGCCGACUACAAGGCUCACUGGCUCGACGUUGCCGAGGAUGGUUCCAUCAGCUUCAACCGAACCAUUGACCUUGAGAACAUCUUCGGUGCUACCCGUGGCGGAGCUCGCCCCCACAGCAGCGUCAUCUACGACCUGACUGAUCCCGAGAACCCUAUCUACUACUAA